Molecule: messenger RNA, 4570 nt
Organism: Aphidius gifuensis
Lineage: Eukaryota; Metazoa; Arthropoda; Insecta; Hymenoptera; Braconidae
Gene: atk
Product: protein artichoke
Exons: 7
Coding region: 56-4570 (1504 amino acids)
Molecular function (GO): protein binding
Source: RefSeq, a predicted model, not a curated record
AAAAAAAAAAAAAGAAGAAAAAUCAAGUAUUGUAUAAUAAAAGGUCAAAUGCAUAAUGGGUAAACCACCGGAAGGUGGAAAAUUGCUAUUAGCAAUUUUUCUUAUAAUAAAUUUUGUUAAAGGACAAAAUGACUAUGAAUGUCCACCACAAGAAAAAAUACUUCCAUGUAGAUGUUCAACAAGAGACAUGGAGUAUCAAAUAUGGUGCAGUCACAGUGAAUUACCAAAAGUUUUAGAGGGUCUUAAUUCAAUAAGUCAUUAUAUAACACAUCCAAUUGAUGAGCUUAUACUUGAAAAUAAUAAUUUACCAAGUUUACCUGGUAAAGUAUUUACAAGUUUACGUGUAUUACGUUUAAUGUUACGUAAUAAUAGAUUAGAACGUGUUUCAUCUGGUUGGUUAGAUGGUCUUCAUGAUUCAUUACUUGAACUAUUUUUAGUUGAACCAGAUUUACGUUCAUUACCAAUUGAUAGUCUUGAUAAUCUUCAAGGACUUGAAGCAAUAACAUUACAAAGUAAAACAAUGAAAAGAUUACCAAGAUUUUCUGGUUUAACAAAACUACGUUAUUUACAAAUUAAUUCACCAUCAUUAAUUGAAUUAUCACCAAUGAGUUUUAAAGAUUUACCAAAUUUAGAACAAUUACAUGUAUUUGGUAGUUUAAAUCUUGUACGUUUAGAAGCUGGUUUGUUUCGUAAUUUACCAAAAUUAUCAAUGAUAAAUAUAACUGAUUGUGGUAUAACAUGGUUACAUCCACGUACAUUUAUUGAACUACCUGAACUUCAAGAAAUAUCAUUAAAAGGUAAUUCAAUACAAGAUGCAGCAAUUAUUGGUAGAGCUAUUAUUGAUUUACCAAGAUUAUCAAUAAUACAUCUUGAUUAUAAUAAAAUAACAAAAUUACAAGAAGAAUGUUUCGUUGAUUUAUUAUCAUUAAGUAGAUUAUCAUUAUCAAAUAAUUAUAUUAGUGAAAUAUUACCAGGUUCAUUUCAACAUCUUCCUUUAUUACGUGUAUUAAAUUUAAAUAAUAAUAAAAUAAUACGUAUACAUCCAAAUUUUUUUAUACAAAGACUUGGUAGUAAUAUUGAAGAAUUAUUAAUUAUAAAUAAUAAUAUAAAUCAUAUUAAUGAAAUACGUUCAAUAUUUGAAGCAUUACCAAAAUUAAAACUACUUGAUUUAUCAUAUAAUUUUAUUGAAGAAAUACCAUUUGGUUCAUUACGUGGUCAUUUAAAUCUUGAACGUUUACAUAUUGAUCAUAAUCAAUUAACAUAUAUACAAAGAGAAACAUUUACAUCAAUGCCAUUAUUACGUGAAUUACGUUUAAAAAAUAAUUCAUUAACAAAUAGUAUUGAAUUACCAUUUUGGAAUUUACCAAAUUUAAAAGGACUUGAUUUAUCACAAAAUUAUUUUCGUCAUAUUGAUUCAAUGGUUAUUGCAAAUUUACCAAAUUUAAGAAUAUUAGAUUUAUCAGGUAAUGGUAUAUCACAUAUUGAACCAGAAACAUUUUAUUUAACACCAGAAUUAGAAAAUUUAAAUUUAUCUGGUAAUGCAUUAUCAUCAAUACAUCCAAUGACAAUGAGACAAUUAAAAAAAUUAUAUGAACUUGAUGUUAGUUGGAAUCGUUUAUUAAAUAUUAUACCUGGUUUACCUAAAAAUAUUGAACAUUUACAUUUAUCAAUGAAUAGAAUAAUUCAAUUACCAACAAUUCAAAGUCAAGAUUUAUCAUUACCAUCAUUAAGAACACUUGAUAUUAGUGCAAAUGGUAUUGAAUUAAUAUUACCUGGUACAUUUAGUGAAUUACCAAAUUUAAAAAAACUUAAUAUUGGAUAUAAUUCAAUACGUUUAAUUGAUGAUAAUAUAUUUGAUGGUCUUGUUAGACUUGAAAUACUUGAUUUACGUUAUAAUCGUAUUGUUACAUUACAUGGUAGAAGUUUAAAACCAUUAAGAUCAUUAUUAGAUCUUAGUUUACGUGGUAAUAGAAUUGAAAUUAUAAGAUCUGAUAUAUUUGAUGAUAAUAUAUUAUUAAAAAGACUUGAUUUAGCUAUUAAUAAUUUAGCACAAAUACCACAUUCAACAUUUUUAAAUACAAGAAAUUUGAGAGAACUUUAUGCAUCACACAAUACAUUGACUGAAUUACCAGGCUCACUUCAUGGUUUAUCAUCACUUGAAGUUUUAGAUUUGAGCUUUAAUAAGUUGAAUAUUUUAUCACCAGAUACAUUGAGUAGUUUAACAUCAUUAUUGGAGCUUAAACUUGUUAGAAAUAAAAUUAAAGAAUUGAGAGAAGGUGCAUUUAGUCGUCUUCCAAGAUUAAAUUUUAUUGAUUUAGAAAAUAAUGAUCUUCGUGUUAUUGAAAAAAAUUCAAUUAAAAAUCUUCCAGAACUUCAAGCAAUUAAAUUGGGAAAAAAUAAAAUUCAAACAAUUCCAAGUGGUGCAUUUGUUGAUUUACCACUUCUUCAAAGUACUGAAUUACAAGAAAAUCGUAUACAAGAAAUAUCUGCUAAUGCAUUUGUAAAUGUACCACAUAUAUUAUUUUUAAAUUUGAGUCAUAAUUUAUUACCAAGUAUUGAACAUGCUGGAUUAACGGGUCUUCGUUCAUUGGAAGUACUUGAUGUCAGUAGUAAUCGAUUGACAAGAAUAUCUACUGAUAGCUUUGCUCUCAUGGAGUGGCUUGUCGAACUAAAGAUGGAUAAUAAUCGAAUAUGUGGAAUUGAAGGUGCACCAUUUAAUGAUAUGCCAAGAUUACGUGUAUUAAGUAUGCGAAGUAAUAGAAUGAAUUCAGUAUCAGAAAAUGCAUUUAAAAGAUUAAGAUCAAAUAUUGCUAUAUUAGAUAUUGAUGGUAAUCCAUUGUCUUGUUCUUGUGAUAUGAUAUGGUUAAGAGGAUGGCUACAGCAAGGAUCAACAGAAGGACCAAAAUGUGCUGAUGGUACAUUAUUCAAAGAAAUGAGAUUAUCAAGACAAGAUUGUUUGAAAAAAAAAUAUACAACUAAUGUACAUCCUGGUUGUGAGGCAGAAAUGAUUAAUCAAGCUCAUGAGCUAUCAUCAUAUAAUGACAAUGAAAAAUUACCACCAGCAUGGAUGAAUAUACAAAAACCAACAAAAUUUUCAAAUAAUCAAGAUGAUUAUUUAUAUGAAGAUUAUCCAGAAUAUCAUUAUACAAAUACAACUGAUCAAUCAACAAGUGAAGAAAUAAAUUUAUCAACAUCAGCAUAUCCAACAAAUAUUAUUAUAACAGAUAAACCACAAAUUGUUAAUGAUAAACCACAAAAAAACAGUAAUACAGCAAUAAUAAAUGAUAAAAAUAAUUUACCACCAGUAAAAAAAAAAAAACCAUCAAAUAUUUCAGCAUCACCAGGUAGUUCUGGUUUUACAUUUUUUGGUGUACCAUUGCCAAAUUUAAAUUUUAAUCUUUGGGGUAAUACAGGAAAAAAAAAAGGUUUACGUAAAAAUGAUGAAAAAUCAUUAGAUAAUAUUAAAUAUCGUACAUUUCCAAAAACUGAGCCAGAAAUUCAUAGAGGUGGUUUUUAUCCUUUGCCUCAACCAGAAGGUGGUUUUCAGCCAGUAACAGAUCCACGUUUAAUUUAUGAAACAAAAUUUAAAAAUCAUACAAUCAAUAAUAAUACUAUUACAGCAAAAAUUUUACGUAUUACAAAUGCAACAAAAAUAAAUAAUAAAAAUAUACAAGAUGAUUUUAUUAUUAAAAAAAAUAAUAUAACAAGUAAAGGAGAUAUUCAACGUGUACAAUUAAAUAAUAAUAAAACAAAAUUUAUAAAUUUAACAAUUCCAAAUGUUAAAAAAAAUAUAACAACAACAACAACUGAAAUUUAUGAUGAUAAUGAUGAAAAUAAUAAUAAUUAUGAUAUUGAUUCUGAUGAAUCAAUGCAUUUAGAGGGAAAAAUUGCAAGUAAAAUAGUAUGGACAACUCCAUUAUCAUCAUCAAGUGCUGAAAGUCUUUUACUCGAUACAUCAACAGAAGGAAAUUAUCGUUCAAGAAAAAAGUCGAAUAAUUUAUUUGAUAAUGAUGAUCAUACAUCACUUGUUAAACCUGAUGAUUUAACAACACCAAUGUCAACAAUUGAACCAGUUGUUUAUGUUACAACAAAUAAAGAAAAUAAUGAAAUACAAGAAACAACAGCAUCAACAUCAUCAACGACAACGAAACCAACAACAACAACGACAAUGAUGAAUCAUAAUGAACAUAUAUUUACAAAUCAAACAUCACAAGGAAUGGAAGCAUCAGCAUUAUCAGCUUUGUUAAUACCUGGUGGACAAAUACCAGUAACUGUACCAAUUAUUGGAAAAAUUCCAGGACGUUCAACAAUUGAAAAAGUUGCCUCACCACGUAUGGCUAAUAAUACUAAUAAAAUAAAUAAUAAAAAUGCUGAUAAUGAUGAUGAUAAAACUACAGUUAAUAAUGACAAAACAAUUGAAGAUGAUGAUCCAUUUAAUUGGUAUUUUCAAAAUUAUAAUGACUCAAAUUUAGAGCCAUAUAUUGGAGCUGUUGAUAAUGGACAAAUUUCGACAAAUAAAUCUAAUAUUAUUUUUAUUUUAUUGAUAUCAAUUUUGUUAAAUUUUAUCUGA